Molecule: messenger RNA, 237 nt
Organism: Heterobilharzia americana
Lineage: Eukaryota; Metazoa; Platyhelminthes; Trematoda; Strigeidida; Schistosomatidae
Source: the annotation of a GenBank genome assembly
AUGUUACUUCGAACAAUUUCUCUACUAACACUUGUUUUGUGUGGUGUAAUUUUGUUUGAAAAUGUUCAAGGUCAAAGGGAUCCACCCAUCGAUGCAAAUGACUAUAAGAGUGCAAUCACUACUGACUCCAUAAACACUGACGAUGCAAAUGACUAUAAUGAGGAAUACAGUAAGAUGUUCAAUUCUCUUAAGCGUCUAGAUGAGAUAAUGAAAAUCUUUGAAUUAGCCAAAGAAUGA